Molecule: messenger RNA, 759 nt
Organism: Mesoplodon densirostris (Blainville's beaked whale)
Lineage: Eukaryota; Metazoa; Chordata; Mammalia; Artiodactyla; Ziphiidae
Product: arylacetamide deacetylase-like 3
Molecular function (GO): hydrolase activity
Source: RefSeq, a predicted model, not a curated record
AUGUUCUCGCUCCUGCUUCUGGUCCUUGCUACAGCCUGCGUGUUCUCCAUGGGGGUGGGGCUGUGGGUUGUCGGCAACCACUUCCUCACAGCAGACAUCCCUGCAGCCGUUGGCCACCCCGUGAAACUUCAGGUCCUCCAUUGCUUCUUCCAGCUGUUAGUGACAUGGGGGACGAUUUUUGAGAAACUGAGAAUCUGUUCUAUGCCCCAAUUUGUCCGUUUCAUUCACGAGCUGGUGCCGCUAAAGAAGGAUCUGGAUAGGAAAGUCAAGGACCUCUGGUACGGGAGGAUCCCUGUGAAGCUGUACCAGCCCAAGGCGUCCUCAAGCACCCUCAGGUCUGGCAUCGUGUUGCAAGGCGGCGGGGGCAUCGUAGGGAGCUUGAAAACUCACUGUGGCUUAUGCUGUCAUUUGUGCAAGGAGAGUGACUCAGUGGUUCUAGCAGUUGGGUUCAGAAAGAUGCUCAAGCAUAGGUUUCCGGUGACAGUAAGAGACUCCAUGGUGGCUACCAUCCACUUCUUGAAGUCCUUGAAUACAUAUGGGGCAGAUCCAGCCUGGGUCGUGGUCUGUGGUGACAGUGUGGGUGGGGGUGUGGCAACAAUACUCUGUCAAAACCUUGUGGACAGUUCUGAUCUCCCCAAGAUCCGUGCUCAGAUCCUGAUCUACGCCGCUCUCCAAGCCCUGGAUUUCCAGCCUCCUUCUUAUCAGCAGAACAAGGACAUUCCACUGCUCAGGCAGAAUUUGGCCUUCUACCGUUGUUGA